This is a messenger RNA of Alligator mississippiensis (American alligator), 2946 nucleotides long. It is a transcript of the gene COG1, whose product is annotated as component of oligomeric golgi complex 1. The record is from RefSeq and is a predicted model, not a curated record. Gene Ontology annotation, biological process: intra-Golgi vesicle-mediated transport. The transcript has 14 exons. NCBI's taxonomy places the organism in Eukaryota, Metazoa, Chordata, Crocodylia, Alligatoridae. Gene Ontology annotation, cellular component: COG complex; Golgi apparatus. The coding region runs from base 44 to 2923 and encodes 959 amino acids.
UUCCGGGGGGACGACGGCGGCCGACAAGGCCCGCCCGCUCAACAUGGCGGCGGCGGAGGCGGCAGCGCUGUUCGAGGCGCACACAGCGGUCGAGCUGCGGGCCGUGGAGCGGCGGCUGCGCGCGGGCAUCGAGCAGAAGCGCGAGGAGCUGCGGCAGAUGGUGGGCGAGCGCUACCGCGACCUCAUCGAGGCGGCCGACACCAUCGCCGACAUGCGCCUCAGCGCCGACCGCCUCCUAAGCGCCGUCACAGGGCUGCAGCGCGGCAAACCCGCCGGCCCCGCCCGCCCCUGCCCGGUGGCGCCAGCCUCGCAGGAGACGUUCUACAUGCUGGCGGCGCAGAUCAAGCUGCUGCUGGAGGUGCCCGAGCGCAUCUGGAGCGCCAUGGAGGCCUCCCACUACCUGCAGGCCACGCGGCUCUACCUGCUGUGCUGCCACCUGCACGGGCUGCUGCGGCUCGACGCCUCCGGCUCCCGCUACAGCCCCGUCCUCGCGCGCUUCCCCAUCCUCGUGCGGCAGGUGGCGGCCGCCACCCACUUCAGAUCGACCGUCCUGCACGAAAGCAAGACGCUGCUGAGAAGCCACGCCGUGUCAGACCAGGCGGUCGCCGAGGCCUUGUGCUCCGUCAUGCUGUUGGAGGACAGCUCUCCGCGCCAGGCCCUGGCAGAUUUCCUGCUGGCCAGGAAGUCGGCUGUUCAGCAGCUUCUGAACCAGCCCCAUCACGGGGCUGGUAUAAAAGCUCAGGUGUGUUCGCUGGUGGAGCUGCUGGCCACGACCCUGUAUCAAGCUCACGCCCUCUUUUACACGCUGCCUGAGGGGGCACCCCCCGAUCCGUCCCUGACCUGUGGCUUACUCUUCUCGACGCUGGAGACCAUCACGGGCCAGCACCCGGCAGGAAAAGGCAAAGUUUUGAAUGAGGAGAUGAAGCUGGGCAGCUGGUUCAAGCACCUGCCAAGGUCCAUAGUGGAGUUCCAGCCAGCCCUGCGGACCCUGGCGCACCCCAUCAGCCAGGACUACCUGAGAGACACGCUUCAGAAGUGGAUCAACAUGUGUAAUGAAGAUAUCAAGUCCGGGGUCUCCAACCUGCUGGUCUAUGUGAAAACCCUGAAAGGCCUGGCCGGCAUCCGUGAUGCCGUGUGGGAGCUGCUGACCAGCGAGUCCCUGAGCCAGAACUGGGAGGCAGUGUGCCGCCGGCUGCUGGAUAAGCCUGUCUCCUUCUGGGAGGGCCUGCUGCAGCAGCUCUUCUUGGACCGACUGCAGACCCUGAUGAAGGAAGGAUUCGACUCGAUCUCAAGCAGCUCGAAGCAGCUCCUCAUCCUGGCCCUGCAGGAGCUGGAGGUCAAGUCCAGCUCCUCCACCCCCAGCAAGCACGUGCAGUUCGAACACAACAUGGCCCUGUUCCUGUGGUCUGAGAGUCCCAGUGACUUGCCCCCAGAUGCUGCGUGGGUCAACGUGGCGAACCGCAGCCCAUUCGCCAAGAGCGGCUUGUCCAUGAAGGCCCAGGCCCUUACCCCUUGCGUGCAGAGCUUCUGCUCCGCUUUGGACACCAAAUUGAAGGCAAAGUUGGAUGACCUCCAGUUCUACCUCCCCACAGACACCUCCACUUCCAAGGAGGCACUGAGCUUGCAGGCCAGAACCUCGGCCUUCGACCGCUAUGCCGAUGCAGGCACCGUAGAGGAGCUGCUCCGCGAUCACUGCGUUGCCUGCAUCCACCACAUGCUGGGCUGUGUCCGGGAAGAGCUGCAGGGUGCCGCUGACCAGCUGGACGGCUGUGCUGACCCCCUGGGCGAGGCCAAGCUCGACGCCGUUCUCUUCAUGGCAAGGCUUUGCCAGUCGCUGGGUGAGCUAUGCCCUCACCUGAAGCAGUGUAUUCUAGGGAGAGCAGGGAACCCUGAGAUUGCAGCCCGGGGCUCCCGUGACACAAAGAAGCUGGGGAAAGGGAAAGCCCAGGAGAUGGAUCCCAGGCAGGCCACAUGGCAGGAAGUGCGGGAGCAGCUGCUUCAACAGAGCCUGUCAGCAUAUCAGAUCUGGAGCUCAGCAGUUACCAAGGUCCUGGUUCAGCGUUUUGUCCAGACAUUGUUGUUGGAUACGCCCGGCUCCAUCUUAGCAAUGGCCACCAGCUGGGAUGAAAUUGAAAUCCAAGAGGAGACGGAGUCUGGGAGCAGCGUGACGUCGAAGAUCCGGCUCCCCGUGCAGACCUCCUGGUACGUUCAGUGCCUCCUCUUCAGCCUGUGCCAGGAGGUCAAUCGGGUGGGAGGUCACACCCUCCCGAAGGUCACGCUGCAGGAGCUGCUGAAGACCUGCCUGGCAGAAGUACUGGCUGGCUACGAAAAGCUUUGUGAAGAGAAACAGGAGAAGAGAGAAGGUGCGUUUCCACUGACCCAGAACAGGGCUCUGCAGCUGCUCUACGAUCUCCGUUACCUAAAUAUUGUCCUAACUGCUAAGAGCGAGGAGGUGAAAACCAGCAGGGUCAGGCAAGAUUCCAGGGUUGAGAAGGUGACCGACUUCCUGGAAGGCCACAUAGAUCCCUUUGACUUGGACGUGUUCACCCCGCACUUAAACAGCAACCUUAACCGCCUGGUGCAACGAACUUCUGUUCUGUUUGGCUUAUUAACCGGAGCAGAGAAUCAGUACACGAGUAGAAGCAGCACUCUGAGCUCUCAAGAGCCUCACAAUAUCUUGCCGCUGGCAUCGAGCCAGAUCAGAUUUGGACUCCUGCCUCUGAGCAUGUCAAGCUCCCGAAGAGCUAAAUCAGCUGCAAGAAACACAGAGAACAAGCCUCAGGGUCCACCUGCUGCCGUUCUGAGAGCAGAAGAGGAGGCUUUCCGCCCAGGCUCCUUGUUCAAGCAGCUCGCCACAGAGGAGGAAGAUGCCGCCACCCCCUCUCUCUUCAAGCUUGGCUGGCUAUCAAGCAUGACCAAGUGAUCCAAUAAAAUGCUUCCACCCUC